Lathyrus oleraceus (garden pea) is the source of this 450-nucleotide messenger RNA. RefSeq lists its product as uncharacterized. NCBI's taxonomy places the organism in Eukaryota, Viridiplantae, Streptophyta, Magnoliopsida, Fabales, Fabaceae. The transcript has a single exon. The coding region runs from base 1 to 450 and encodes 149 amino acids. Gene Ontology annotation, biological process: riboflavin biosynthetic process. Gene Ontology annotation, molecular function: riboflavin synthase activity. The record is from RefSeq and is a predicted model, not a curated record.
AUGGCUGCUUCUUCAUUUUCCGUUACCUUAACCACCAAAAUCCCCAAAAUCACUUCUUCAAGCCACCACAAAUCCCAUAAUUCCCAAAUUACCCAUCUCCGAUUCAAACCUUCCCCUAUUCGCACCCUCCUUCACUUCACACACAAACCAAUUAGCCUCCAUACCAACGCCGUCUCAGUCCAAUGCCUCUUCACCGGCCUCGUCGAAGAAAUCGGCACCGUCAAGCAAAUCGGAGCGUCCCCUGACGGCGGGUUCGACUUAAAGGUCAACACAAAGACAGUUCUCGACGGCGUCAAUCUCGGCGACAGCAUCGCCGUCAACGGCACAUGUCUCACCGUGACAGAAUUCGACACGAAAGCUUCCGAUUUCACCGUCGGUUUAGCCCCGGAGACGCUGCGAUCCGGCUUUCAAUUCGGAAAGGGAAGUUUUUCACAGCGUCUCCGGGGCUAA